Messenger RNA from Coregonus clupeaformis (lake whitefish), 2312 nucleotides. It is a transcript of the gene napepld, whose product is annotated as N-acyl phosphatidylethanolamine phospholipase D. Gene Ontology annotation, biological process: N-acylphosphatidylethanolamine metabolic process; N-acylethanolamine metabolic process. The record is from RefSeq and is a predicted model, not a curated record. The transcript is spliced from 6 exons. Gene Ontology annotation, cellular component: cytoplasm; membrane-bounded organelle. Gene Ontology annotation, molecular function: N-acylphosphatidylethanolamine-specific phospholipase D activity. NCBI's taxonomy places the organism in Eukaryota, Metazoa, Chordata, Actinopteri, Salmoniformes, Salmonidae. The coding region runs from base 94 to 1440 and encodes 448 amino acids.
CUGUACACCAAAGUGACCGUGACCAACUUUCAAGAGUUCCUUUUGUAAACCGAAUACUAGCUUGAUGUUUCUAUAAUUUUAUUCUAAGCAAUUAUGGCUAGGCCAACUAGAAAAAGUCUACUAACUAACGCAUUCAGGCUAUGGCUGCUUCCACAUGUUUGGAAAACUCUACUUUCGAGGUCUAUUCACCGAGCCGCAUGUGUUCUGAAAACAGCGAAGGGAAUUUUGUCAAGACCAGGAGCCCAGCACUGUCACCCCAUGGAGGAGAGAGGAGGAGCAGGAGGAGAAGUGGAUGAGAACCAGGUGUUGAUGGAGGAGAGGGGUGUCUCUCCUGGUGAUUCCCCAGGGACGGAGGGGGAUUCCCCGGCCGUGGUCCGGCCCCGCGACCCCCCCACCUCCACCCUGCAGGACUCAGGGCCUCGGAAGAGCAGCUCCUCCCGGUCCUCGAGGAAGAGCUUCCGUCUGGACUACCGGUUGGAGGAGGAGGUGACGGGGUCGAGCCGGGACAAACAUGGCCGCUUUACUAACCCCUGGCCCACAUGGAAGUUCCCGUCCUACUCCACCCUGCUACGCUUCUUCCUGCUGGAGAAGAACCACAGUAAUGUACCCAGCUCCAUAGAGGUCUUAGACAAAGAGCUUCCAGUUGUGGAGCCUUGGUUCCUCCGUGUCCCAGAGGCAGCAGAAGGAGCCGUGGGGUCUGGUCUCAGGGUGACCUGGCUAGGCCACGCAUCCGUCUUGGUAGAGAUGGAUGGCCUGGUCAUCCUCACUGACCCCAUCUUCAGCCAGAGGGCAUCUCCCUUACAGUUCAUGGGCCCCAAGAGGUACCGGGGUCCCCCUUGUACGGUUGAUCAACUCCCCCGGAUCGACGCGGUCGUCAUCAGCCACUCCCACUACGACCAUCUCGAUGCGGGCACCGUGACCCAGUUGAACGAGCGGUUCGGCGGGGAUCUCCGAUGGUUUGUGCCGUUGGGACUCAUGGACUGGAUGCAGAAAAGCGGGUGUGAGAAUGUGAUAGAGUUAGACUGGUGGGAGGAGAACUGUGUGCCGGGUCACGAUGAAGUCACGUUUGUGUGUACGCCGGCGCAGCACUGGUGCAAGCGCACCCCCACGGACGAUAACCGGGUGCUGUGGGGGAGCUGGUCUGUCCUGGGGCCCUGUAACCGCUUCUUCUUUGCUGGAGACACCGGCUACUGCUCCUCCUUCCAGGAGAUAGGGAGGCGCUUUGGGCCCUUCGACCUGGCUGCCAUACCCAUCGGAGCGUACCUGCCCAGAGAUGUAAUGCGUGGACAGCAUGUGGACCCGGAGGAGGCUGUGGAGAUCCACAAAGACAUCCAGGCCAGACACUCCCUGGCUAUUCACUGGGGAACCUUCGCUUUAGCUUACGAGGUCAGUCAUUUACAGUGUCAUUUCAGACCCUGGCAUCGGGCAGAGCAGGAAUAGCAGGUGAGCUUAUCUAGAUGACAUGUCGUCAUCAUCCUAUCCCGGAAGUUCCAGAAUGGAACAGGAACAUUGAAACAGUGUUCUAGAUUCUCCCACUGACAACAGAAAGGUCAUCGUAACCACAGGUGGAAUUUAUUUUCUGGGGGAACCAUUAAAGAAAUAGGUGGUUUAAAUUGUUGGCUAUACUUAUGCAAGUAUUGGAUUUACACCUCUGCUUUGUGAUGCCUUCCAAACCUCUAGAAUAGAUAGAGAAUCCAAAGAACAAAGGAGCUGUAGGAAAUGCAAUUUAUUAGCAAUUUUUUAAUAACAUAAUUCCUCAGAUAAAAAUGCAAUGUUACAGGAAUAUACAUUAGAGAUUAAUUUAAAACUUGCUUUCAAGGACCGUACAGUCUAAAUAUAUUUUUCAUUUUUUAUUUACUGGUAGCGUGCGUUAUAAGCAAGACGGACUCUGUCACCAAAGACAGACUGACAUUAACAGAUACAAACUGUACAUCACUUAUAUACAAAUCAACUUUUUAUUUAUUUUUUUCAGUUUUUUUGAAAAUAGAAGUAGAAAAAGUGAUUGAAUAUUCAGAUUUUUAUUUAUUUAUAUCCCUUUAAAAAUUUGUUUAAACGAAAGAAUGAAACAAGAAAUGGAAAAGAAAGUAAUAGAAUCGUUUUUCUUUAUAGAACGUAAGAAGAGAGGGAAUGGGUGUAAAAGUCUGUUGUGAGACCAUGCAGACCUGUCACUCAAAGGACAAAAGGGGGGACAGAAAAAGGGGUUCAGAUUUGGGCAAGUCCACUCAACAACUCCCCAAAAACUAGUCCAACCCCUCAGUGACUGUCUCUGAGCAUGAGGAAAUUGACACAAAACAAGAUGGCUGCCACCAAAG